This is a messenger RNA of Phytophthora sojae, 4545 nucleotides long. RefSeq lists its product as hypothetical. Gene Ontology annotation, molecular function: microfilament motor activity; actin filament binding; ATP binding. Gene Ontology annotation, biological process: vesicle transport along actin filament; actin filament organization. NCBI's taxonomy places the organism in Eukaryota, Oomycota, Peronosporomycetes, Peronosporales, Peronosporaceae. The transcript has a single exon. The record is from RefSeq and is a predicted model, not a curated record. The coding region runs from base 1 to 4545 and encodes 1514 amino acids. Gene Ontology annotation, cellular component: vesicle; cytoplasm; myosin complex.
AUGUCCAAGUACGUGACCCCGAGCGUCGCCGUGGGGGCUCGUUGCUACAUCCCGGACGAAGACUCUGCGUGGCUGCCGGUGUACGUCGAGGAGGUGAACGAGCAAAAGGGUCUCGUGACCGUGAGGAUCCAGCGGCCGCGAAAGGAUCAGCAAGACGAAGACACCGUAGAUCACGAUGACGCCGACAGAUCCGGGGAGAGUCGCGUCGUGGCCAUGGAUGUCGGCUUCCCGCUGCAGAACGCGCAGCUUUCGCGCUACGACGAGGGGCUGGACAACAUGAUCGACCUCAACCACCUGCACGAGGCUGCUAUCCUGCGCAACCUCAAGAAGCGCUUCCGAGCUCGGAAACCGUACACGUACACGGGGGAUAUCUGUCUGGCGGUGAACCCUUAUCAAUGGCUGGACGAGUUGUACACUCCCGGACUUCACAAGAAAUACCUGCAGGCUCGGAAGAGGCAAGAUCUGCCGCCUCACGUGUACGCGGUGUCUGUGGCUGCGUUCAGGCAUAUGUGCGAUAAUGGCAGCAACCAGAGUAUCCUCGUGAGCGGCGAGUCCGGCGCAGGGAAGACCGAGACCACUAAGAUCCUGAUGGAUAACCUGGCCACCAUUGCCCCGGCACCGACUACGACCGCCAGUGACCAGGAACACAGCAUUACUACGCGUAUUAUCGAAGUGAACCCGCUGCUCGAAAGCUUCGGUAAUGCGAAGACUACACGCAACGAUAACUCGAGUCGCUUCGGCAAGUUCACGCAGCUCCAGUUCGACAAGAAUCACGCCCUGUGCGGUGCUCAGUGCGAGACGUAUCUGCUCGAGAAGACCCGCGUCAUCUCCCACGAACGCGGCGAGCGCAACUACCACAUUUUCUAUCAGCUUCUGCACGGCACGACGGACGAGGAACGUGACGCAUUGGGUCUUGGCGACGAGUGUCCGAAGUUCUCGUACCUUGAAGAGAAGGAGCCUCGGCUGGAGGUACGGCCAGGACGGAAAUCGAGACCGAGUGCGCCUCCCCCACCCAAGUCGGCGUCAGUGAUCGAGGCGGAGAACACCAAAGACCGAGCACUCUUUGCGAAGACCAAGCAGGCGCUCUCUCUGCUCGGACUCAGCGCGGACCAGCAGAACGCGUUGUUCCAGGUGCUGUCGGGUAUUCUCCACCUGGGUGAGGCUCAUUUCGUUCCGCAGCCGGGCAACGACGAAGCUUGUGACCUGGACCAGGAUUCCGUGAUUUAUUCGUGUGUGCUGCUGGGGUUGGACCCGAACACCAUGGGCAAAGCCCUGACUCACCGUACUAUGAAGGCUGCGGGAGAAGUGUACCUGGUCCCGCUUACGGUGGAGCAGGCCCAGUCCGGACGUGACGCGCUCGCCAAGGCCAUCUACGCCAGCAUUUUCGACUGGCUGGUGGCUGGUAUCAACGCUAGUUUGGGUGCCGCCCCACGAAUGACUGCGAACACCAUCGGCGUGCUCGAUAUCUUCGGCUUCGAGAGCUUCGAGUACAACUCGUUUGAGCAGCUCUGCAUCAACUACGCGAACGAGAAGCUGCAGCAGAAGUUCACACAGGAUGUGUUCAAGGCCGUGCAGGAGGAAUACGAGCGCGAGAAGAUCACGUGGGCACACAUUUCGUACGCGGACAACAGCGAGACACUCGCGCUCAUUGAAGGCCGCAUGGGUGUGCUGGCGUUGCUGAACGAGGAGAUCGUGCGUCCUCGCGGUAACGAAGAGGGCUUCGUUAGUAAGCUGUCGGGUGCGUACCUCAAGCAGAAGAACCUCAUUGAGUUCCCGCGGAUCUCCAAGACCCAGUUCGCCAUUCACCACUACGCUGGAACGGUCAAGUACGAGGCCACGGGCUUCUUGGAGAAGCACAAGGACGCUCUGCUCUCGGACCUGUCGGACCUCAUGUGCGGCAGCCACGAGCCGUUCCCGCAGAUGCUCUUCAAGGUCAGGGCCGAGAUGGAGGCGGCGGCUGCAGCGUCCGCCGCCAGCUUGAAGCGCUCCACCUCUGGAGGCCGAGGAGCUCGCGGAGGCUCGGGCGGCGCUGGCGGCGACAAGACUGUCGGCAUGCAGUUCAAGCAGUCGCUCAACUCGCUCAUGACCAACAUCAACGAGACCAACGUCAACUACGUUCGAUGCAUCAAGCCGAACAGUGCCAAGAGCUCCACGCUACUCGAGGACAAGAUGGUGGCCAACCAGCUCCGCUGCGCCGGUGUCAUCGAAGCCAUUUGCAUCGCCCGCGCCGGAUACCCGAACCGACUGCUGCACGCCGAGUUCGCGGAGCAGUUCGAUAUCUUCCUCACCGAGCAGGAGCAGAACCGCCAGAAGGAGGACCCGGAGCAGUACGGCGCGGCUCACUGCCGCAUCCUGGUCAAGAAGUUCAAGCUCGAGAUGCCCGAGGAGUACCAAAUGGGCGUGACCAAGAUCUACCUGCAGAAGGGUGUGAUCGAGAAGUGCGAGCACAUCAAGGCGCAGAAGCUCUUCGCGUACGUGGCGCUCAUCCAGGCGCACUGGCGCGGCAUGCGCACUCGCUGCGAGUACUACGAGAUGCGCGACGCGUUGAUCACCAUCCAGCGUCGCGCCAAGGUGUUCGUGACGAGGUGUCGCUUCCUGCGCGCGCAGCUCGCCAUUGCUCUGAUCCAGCGCGUGUACCGAGGAUACGUCGGUCGCUGCGAGUUCUACGCCGUGUUGAGCGAGCACUGCGCGCUUCAGAUCCAGCGCGUGUACCGAGGAUACGUCGGUCGCUGCGAGUUCUACGCCGUGUUGAGCGAGCACUGCGCGCUUCAGAUCCAGCGCGUGUGGCGCGGACACCAGGGACGCAAGAUCCGCUUCGCCGCGCUGUGCGAGCUGCGCGCCACGCAGAUUCAGCGCACGUGGCGUGGUCACAAGGGGCGACAGAUCUACUUUGCCGUGCUAUGCCAGACUCGCGCGGUGCGGCUGCAGUGCUUCGCUCGUCAAUAUCUCGCGCGUCAGGAGCUAUACCGGCGUCGUGCCGCGUACCUCGCUAAGCUUGAGAGGGAGGAGCGUGAACGCGUCGAGCGCGAGCUGGAGCUGGCUAGACAACGCAAGCUGGAGGAGGAGCGUGAGCGCCAGCGCAAACUGCAGGAAGAGCUGGCCAGGCUGGAAGAGGAGCGUCGGCAGGAGGAAGCGCGCCAGCUUGAGAUUCUUCGUCAGGAGAGCGCGCUGAUGAUCCAGCGGCAGGUCCGUGGGUACUUCGCUCGCUGCGUGUAUGCCGAGAUGGUUCAGGAGGCCGAGGAAGAGGAACGCCGUCGUCGUGAAGAGGAGGAGGAGCGUGAGCGCAUCCGUCUGCAACGCGAGCACGAUGAGCGCGAGGCCCGGCGCCGUGCAGAGGAAGAAGCGGCGCGCGAGAAGCAAAGGCUGGCGGAGGAGCGCAAGAAGAAGGCGCUAAUGAUGCGUCAGCGACGCGAAAACGCGGCCAUCCGCAUCCAGCGCACGGUUCGUGGCCACCUUGUCCGUAAGGAAUUCGCAGCGCUGAAGGCUGUCUUGCUCAUCCAACGCGUGGUCCGCGGUCACCUUGCCAGGAGGCAAGUCGCGAUGCUGAAGGGCGCGGUGCUCAUCCAGCGCGUGGUCCGCGGCCACCUCGCGAGGAAGGAAUUUGCAGCCAUGAAGGCUGUGUUGUUCAUCCAGCGUGUGGUGCGCGGACACCAGGCGCGGAAGCAGUUCCACGUGAUGAAGGAGGAGGCCCGACAGGAGGCGGAGGCGGCAGCUAUUCGCCUGCAGAGCAUCCAGCGUGGCCGCUUGGCUCGCCAGAACUUCUCCAAGCUGCGCAUCGAGAAGAUCGAGAAGGACGAGAGGGACGGAGAGAUCAACCGCGUGCGCGAGGAGUUCUCCAUGUUCAAGAUGGAGAAGGCCGAGCAAGACGACGAGCUCGUGCGCAUGCGGGAGGAGAACGCCAAGCUGAAGAUGCAGUUGGCGGAGCUGCAGAGGGCCAACAAGGAGCUGGAGGCCGCGGUGGCGGAGCACCGAUGCGAUCGCGACGUGAUCAAGGCCUCCAACAACCUCAAGGAGAUCGAGCUCACGCAGAAGCUGACCACGCAGCGCAAGGAGCUGGAGACGGCGCGCGGCGAGUACUCGACCCUGUGCGACUUCUUGGAGAAGACCGGCAGCUCUCGCUCCACGGAGCCGGAAGAGCUCAACUCGUCCGACAGCUCGUCCACCUCCGGCGACGACGAGGAGAACGAGCACUGGAAGGAGGACCGUCCUACCAUUGACUCGACGACUGCGUCCUACUUCGAGGGUGACCGUCCGUCCCACGACAUUGCCAAGCUGCUCGGAAGCACGUCGCGGACGUCUCGACUGGCGAACGCCAUGCUGCAGCGUCGUCAGAAGGCGAGCCAGGCUGUGGCCCAGCGCAAGCAGCAAGCUGCCGCCGCGAUGCAGCACCGCAAGGAGCAGGCAGCUCAACGCAAAGAGCAGGCGGCCAAGACUCCGACCAUGCAGAACAACGCCAACACCGCCACGAAGGCCAAGAAGUGGGUCACGCUGGCCCGCAAGAAGAAGGCCGAGUCUGUCACCACCCCGAUUGAACCUAUUGAGUAA